CAGACAGCAGAGCAGACAGUUCAUUGUUUGUUUCGCUGGUUAAGAGUCAUUUUCAACUGAUAACGAAGAUCUAUUUCAGAUAUUGUCAUCAUGACAGUGAUUCUCAGAGUCUGUUUGCUGGUCACACUGAUCUGCCUUGUGUCAUGCUGUGAGAAGGAAACACAUUACACAAACAGUCAAGGAAAAUGCUGCAAGAUGUGUGGACCAGGUACGAGGAUGAUGAAGGACGACAACUGUGAUGACCCACGCUGUAAGGAAUGCGAGGUUGGAGAGUAUCAGAGCGGAUACACGAAAGAAACCAUAUGUGAACGCCAGCCCAGCUGUGACACCAAUCUAAAUUUUCUGCCACAAAUGAAUUCAAACAAGACCAGCCGAAAUGAAUGCCAGUGUAAGCCCGGAUAUUACUGUGAUCUAGAUCAUGGAUGCGAGGUUUGUCGGAAACACACAGUCUGCGAACCAGGACAGAGAGUUGCCGUUAAAGGUUCACCGAUCAGAGAUAAUGUGUGUGAGGAAUGUAGUGACGGGACAUUUUCCACCAAUCAUUCUGCCGAUACAUGCAAGGAAUGGACCAAAUGUGAGUACGGAGAAGUAGAUACUCCUGGCAGUUCAACGUCUGACCAGACCUGUGUGGGUACACGCGACAGAACUGCUGUCAUUGUGGUAGUUUGUGUUUUACUUAUCCUAAUCGCCGCAGCUGCGUUAGUUGGAUGCCUUUUCUUUAAAAAAGGAAAAUCUCCUCUUUUUAAGUUGCAAAAACAAACCUUCAUGGAAAUAAGGCCAGAUGACGAUGUGACAAUAGCAGUCCAGCAACAGCCUGAGGAGGAGGAUGAGAACGCACCUGUGAGCCCAACACUAAGCAACAUGACAGAAAAUGGAAAUUUUGUUGUUCAGGAGCAUGGCAAAGAUGCCAUUAUACCAUGUCAUGAAUCAACGUCAAAUACAUACCAAUAGAAGCAAAACACUUCUACACUCUCAGAAAUAAAGGUACAAGAGCUUCCAGUGGGACGCUAGAUUUUCAAAAGGGACACAUUUGUACCUAAAGGAUCCAUGCUGAUACCUUAAAACAAUGGUGCCCAAACUUCUAAGUAUAAAGGGCCAAAAACCAAAUAUCAUUGAUAGUCGUGGGCCUUAAAAAAACUUGCAACUGAAAAACUUUCACUCCAUUUUGGUUAACUCCAUAAUAACUCCACGAUUCUCAUGUGUUCUGAACUUGUCUCCUGGUCAACCAUAAUCAUAACUCAACAUUGCAGACCUUGCGAAGUGAGUAUUGAGGAUGUGCACAUUGCGAUAGCGAUGCUGAAACGAUAUAUUGUGCAGCCCUAGUACACGUGUACAGGUGUAAUCACAGAAGAGUCAAUAGGAAAACGAUCAAAACCUUUUUGCAUUUAUUAAUCAAGAUGCUAAUGGUCUAAUCCGAUUCAAUGAUUUAUGCUAAGCUAAGCUAAAAGUGCUUCCAGCAGACCUGGAGAUCAACAGAAUGCAUUUAAAGAUGUUUAAAAAGUUGUACAACGAGCUUAUGUGCCCUUAAAUGAGCCUUUAAAGUAACAUUUUAGUACUUACACAUUUCAAGAAUUAAACA
Molecule: messenger RNA, 1579 nt
Organism: Danio rerio (zebrafish)
Lineage: Eukaryota; Metazoa; Chordata; Actinopteri; Cypriniformes; Danionidae
Gene: cd40
Product: CD40 molecule, TNF receptor superfamily member 5
Source: RefSeq, marked validated